Molecule: messenger RNA, 2034 nt
Organism: Mytilus trossulus (common blue mussel)
Lineage: Eukaryota; Metazoa; Mollusca; Bivalvia; Mytilida; Mytilidae
Product: heterogeneous nuclear ribonucleoprotein A1, A2/B1 homolog
Exons: 9
Coding region: 77-1144 (355 amino acids)
Biological process (GO): mRNA splicing, via spliceosome
Cellular component (GO): catalytic step 2 spliceosome
Molecular function (GO): mRNA 3'-UTR binding
Source: RefSeq, a predicted model, not a curated record
ACGCACUCGAGGUUCGACGGACAAAUCACGUGGUCUCUUUUACGGUCGUCCAUUCUACCGCUAACAAGGAACAACAAUGCCAGGCUAUGGAAAUUUUGGGGGUGGCGGCGGAGGAGGAGGUGGUGGAGGGAGAGGAGGUAGAAAUAGACCAUUCAAUGACCCCAACGAUCCAGAAUCAGAGCAGUACAGGAAAUUAUUUGUUGGCGGACUAAGUUACGAGACAACAGAUGAUGGUCUUAAAGAACAUUUUGAACAGUGGGGAGAAAUAGAGGAUCACAUUGUAAUGAAAGACCCCCAGACAAAGAGAUCAAGAGGUUUUGGCUUCAUCACAUACAAAAAAUCACACAUGCUAGAUGACGCCCAGUCAAGUAGACCCCACAAAAUUGAUGGUCGUGAGGUGGAAACAAAAAGAGCUAUGCCAAGAGAGGAUUCAGGAAAACCAGAUGUACAUGAGGCUGCAAAGAAGAUGUUUAUUGGUGGCAUGAAAGAUGGAACAUCAGAAGAUGACAUACGUGAAGUAUUUGAAGAGUAUGGAAAAAUUGCUAAAGUUGAAAUGGUGACAGAUAAAGCAACAGGCAAACAGAAAAGUUUCUGCUUUGUAGAGUUUGAAGAUUACGAUCCAGUGGACAAGUGUGUCUUGAAGAAAGAAUUCAUGCUUAAUGGCAAAAAGAUAGAAGUAAAGAAAGCUCACAAAAAAGAGGGAGAAGGUGGUGGUGGUGGUGGCCGAGGCGGUGGUAGAGGUGGAGGCAGGGGCGGAAGAGGCGGAGGACAAGGAAACUAUGGUGGUGGUAUGGGUCAAAGCUUUGGAGGUCAAGGUGGAGGCUAUGGCCAGCAAGGUGGAUAUGGAGACUUCAGCAGUGGGUAUGGAGGAGGAUAUGAUGAUGGCAGUGGUGGUUACGGAGGUGGCUACAACCAAGGUGGUGGAUACAACCAAGGUUAUGGUGACAGUGGAUAUAGCAGUGGCUAUGGAGGUGGACAAGGAGAUUGGAACCAACAGUUUGGACAAGGUUAUGGUGGUAAUUCUGGAGGUGGCCCCAUGAGAGGAGGACAGUAUGGUGGCUCCCAGAGAGGAGGUGGAGGAGGAGGAGGAACACCUUAUCAGAGUUAUGGAAGAGGUGCAGGAGGCGGGGGAUACAAUCGAUAAGUCUUCAUCUUCAUUUCAUCAUUUCAGGCAGGUAUAUAGGCAGCAGACACCAAUAGGACACAUGUUAAGCAUCCUUUUGUUAAGGAAGUCCUAGGUUGCAGAAAAAUCAACAUAAACAUUCCAGUUAAGUCAUUAAGGGAAGGAAUAGGAUGCCACACAGAACUGCUUUACUACCCCUUUAGUAGAUAAGGGAAAGAACUACACCGAACUACUUUGUAUUACAUCCAGUUUAACUAUUAAGGGAAGGAAGCAAGAUGGAAUUGUUUUACCACCCGUAAGAUGUUAGGGGAUAACAACUACCCCAUAAAUAGUUAAGAGAAGGAACUCAAUAGAUGUGUAAAGUAAUUUAUCAAAGCGAAAUAACAUCCAUUUAUAGUAACUAAAUGGUUAAGUGAAGGAACUCCAGCUGACAGCUUAAGUGUUAACAAAUUAAGCAUUUAAGGGAGGCAACUCCAACUGACUAUAAGUACUUGGUAAAAUGAUGGAUCAAACUGCUUUAGGAGUAGUUAAGGGAUAGUAGUACAGUUCAACAGAGGUUUAUUUUCCAUAUAGAUAAAGCAAGGAAAAAAUGGGCUAAGUAUCUAUUCCUGAACUGCAUAUUUCAUUUAAGGUUUUGAGGAAGACUAUUGAAUCUCAAGCAGAUUUGUUCAUACAUUGUUUCAUAGGUUGAUUGAUGCUUUAAGAUUUCCUAGUGAAAUAAUUUCUCAUUUAACAUUAGUUUUGAAAUAUACCUGGCUGAAAUUGAAUAUACCCAAUGAAUUUGGUUGUUGUUAAUUAUGUCCAUCAUGUUAUAAAAUUAAAAUAUUGUGUUUUUUUAUAGAACUGUCAUUCAUCUGUAUAUAAAUCACUGUCACCAGUAAAACUGUCAAAUAAAAAUAUAGAAUAUACCA